GGGAGUGAACGAUUGCAAGUUGCAAGGUCUUGUGUCGUUGUUUUCUAUUCUAAGGUUAUUUUUAAUUUUUUGCUAUCGAUCCACCGUAACAGCCCAUGACCUGCGGACAUUUAACAUUACAGAAGUAUUGUUGCAACAAGUUGCAAAAGGUCCUGUCUUGAUGAUGGGAGAAGAACCUGCUUCAUAUACAAGAGAGACAGAGAUGUCUAGUGACGCUGGCUCGGACGAAGAGUUGCCCGCACCGAUGGAGGAAGGGAGUCGAAACGGGAGUAUCAGAAAGGGUUGUGAUCCGUGUUGUCAGACCCAGCGCAGCAAGCUGCAGCACCGCAGAGCUCGUAUUAACCAGCAAAUCAACAAGGAGAUGAGGAUGAGGGCUGGGGCAGAAAACCUUUUCAGGGCCACCACUAACAACAAGGUAAAGGAGACUGUGGCUUUAGAGCUGAGCUUUGUCAACUCCAACCUGCAGCUGCUUAAGGAGGAGCUAGAGGAACUCAACAGCAACAUGGAGGUGUACCAGACAGAGAGCGAAUCCAUUAAUGUUCCCAUGAUCCCACUGGGUCUGAAGGAGACCAAGGAUGUGGACCUCACUGUCCCUCUCAAGGACUUCAUCUGUGAGCACUACGGAGAGGACGGCUCCCUGUUUGAGAAGGAGAUCAAGGAGUUCAUGGAGCUCAGACAGGCCAUGCGUACUCCCAGCCGUAACCAGGCGGGCUUGGAGCUGUUGGUGGAGUAUUAUAACCAGCUGUACUACCUCGACCAGAGAUUCUUCCCCCCUCACAGAAACCUGGGAGUCCACUUCCACUGGUAUGACUCUUUAACUGGCGUUCCAUCCUGCCAGCGGGCCUUGGCAUUUGAGAAGGGCAGUGUUCUGUUCAACGUAGCGGCUCUCUACACACAGAUAGGAGCCAGACAGGACCGCUCAGCCACUGCUGGCAUAGACCGGGCAAUAGAUGCCUUCCAGAGAGCCGCAGGGGCCUUUCACUACCUGAAGGAGAACUUCUCCAACGCUCCCAGUCUGGAUAUGAGUGGCCCGUCGUUGUGCAUGCUGGUCCGGCUGAUGAUCGCCCAGGUGCAGGAGUGUGUGUUCGAACGGGUCACACUCACGACGCAGGACACACACUUCACCUCCCAACUACAGGUGGCUCAGGAGGCAGCCCGGGUGUCAGAUGUGUAUAGCUUGGUUCUCCAGACCAUGACCCAGCCCAUGGUGAAGGACUACGUCCCGUUCUCCUGGGCCUCCAUGGUUCAGGUGAAGGCGGAGCACUUCAGAGCCUUGUCCCACUACUACGCUGCUGUGGCUCUCUGCAACCACACACAGUCAGUUCAAGAUGAAGAUUGUGAUGAAGAAACAGAGAAGUUUUUCCUCCAGUUCCAUGUCACAACUCCUGCAAAACCCACUCUCAGCCAGGUCCUCAGAGAGCCUGAGGAGAGACGCAAACUGGGAAAGGCCCAUCUCCGUCGGGCGGUGAUCAGACAUGAAGAGGCCAUGAGAGUUCACAGUAUGUGUAAGAUCCUGAGGAAGAUGGACAUUCUUCAGGAGGUUCUGUCCUUCACGCACAAACGCUCUCUGGACAAAUACUCUGAGAUGGAUCAAGAGGAUGACUUUGAUGAGACAGCAGAAGCCCCUGAAAUACACUCUCAGUCCCAUCAGAAGCCGGAUAUAAUUACGCCCAACUUCUUCAUGGUCUCAGUCACAGACAUCUUCCAGAGGCUGGUAGGAGUCUUGAUUACAUUCAUUGGUGGUGAGAUGAUGGGGACACUGAUGACGAUGGCCCGACUCCUCCUGUGUGCUCGGCAGGGUCCCCUCUCAGUGUUCUGUGCGCGGGCGCGCUGGGGUCCGGUACGCGUGGUGUGCCUCCAGCGAGGCGAGGGCUGUCUGGGGCUGACUCUCAGAGGAGACUCUCCGGUCCUGGUGGCUGGAGUGGUACCAGGAGGGUGUGCCGAGGAGGCAGGUCUCAGGGAGGGGGACUACAUAGUGGCUGUUGAUGGGGAAGAUUGUAAGUGGGCCAAACAUGGAGAGGUGGUCCACCUCCUGAAGAGCGGUGGUGACAGAGGAGUGGAGCUCAGCGUCAUCACACUGCACACACACGACGCACAGGUGGAGAGAAGGUCAGCCAUGCUUUCGCCCAGCGGAGAUAAAGAGAACGCUCGGCAACGGAGCAUGGGCGGGGCUAAGGGCCAGAGUUCUGCCUCCUUACUCAACUGGAACCGGAAGAAGAAUCGGGACGGGGGCGGAGUCACCAAGAGACUGGGUAGCACCUUCAGUCUGCCAUUUGGAAACCUCAGAGACAGUGAGUCCAUGUACUGAGAUGGACACAGUAGGGCACCGGGGACAGGUUUAGACUGUCCCAGACACUAACCACUCAGGGAAUGGGAGAGAGGCGUGAAAACACAAGGUGUCCCAUGUGACUGGAUACUGCAUUGUGUUAUUGGAGCACACCAAGGACCAGUCGGAAGAAGAGGAUUGUGCGAAGGGUGGAGGAGGACAUGUCCUGAUUAUAGAAGUGGGAACUGUAGCUGAGUGUAACUGCCACUGAAGGGGCUCAAAGACAGUCUAAUAGGUGGGGCCCGGUCUCCAACCAGCUGAGAGGCCCAGUGUUAUGUAGCUUUUCAAACAGCUGAGAGACCCAGUGUAAUGUAGCUUUUCAAACAGCUGAAAGGCCCAGUGUUAUGUAGCUUGUCGAACCGAUGACAGACCCACUGGUAAGGUAGUGUUUUGAAUAGCUGAGACGUCCAGUGUUAAUGUAGCUUACUAAACAGCUGAAUGACUUAGUGUUAAUGUAACUUACUAAACAACUAAGAGGCCCAGUGGUAAUGUUGCUUACUGAACAGCUGAAAGACCCAGUGUUCAUGUAGCUUACUGAACAGCUGAAAGACCCAGUGUUCAUGUAGCUUACUAAACAGCUGAAUGACUUAGUGUUAAUGUAACUUACUAAACAACUAAGAGGCCCAGUGUUCAUGUAGCUUACUGAACAGCUGAAAGACCCAGUGUUCAUGUAGCUUACUGAACAGCUGAAAGACCCAGUGUUCAUGUAGCUUACUGAACAGCUGAAAGACCCAGUGUUCAUGUAGCUUACUGAACAGCUGAAAGACCCAGUGUUCAUGUAGCUUACUGAACAGCUGAAAGACCCAGUGUUCAUGUAGCUUACUAAACAGCUGAAUGACUUAGUGUUAAUGUAACUUACUAAACAACUAAGAGGCCCAGUGUUCAUGUAGCUUACUGAACAGCUGAAAGACCCAGUGUUCAUGUAGCUUACUAAACAGCUGAAUGACUUAGUGUUAAUGUAACUUACUAAACAACUAAGAGGCCCAGUGUUCAUGUAGCUUACUGAACAGCUGAAAGACCCAGUGUUCAUGUAGCUUACUGAACAGCUGAAAGACCCAGUGUUCAUGUAGCUUACUGAACAGCUGAAAGACCCAGUGUUCAUGUAGCUUACUGAACAGCUGAAAGACCCAGUGUUCAUGUAGCUUACUGAACAGCUGAAAGACCCAGUGUUCAUGUAGCUUACUAAACAGCUGAAUGACUUAGUGUUAAUGUAACUUACUAAACAACUAAGAGGCCCAGUGUUCAUGUAGCUUACUGAACAGCUGAAAGACCCAGUGUUCAUGUAGCUUACUGAACAGCUGAAAGACCCAGUGUUCAUGUAGCUUACUGAACAGCUGAAAGACCCAGUGUUCAUGUAGCUUACUGAACAGCUGAAAGACCCAGUGUUCAUGUAGCUUACUGAACAGCUGAAAGACCCAGUGUUCAUGUAGCUUACUGAACAGCUGAAAGACCCAGUGUUCAUGUAGCUUACUGAACAGCUGAAAGACCCAGUGUUCAUGUAGCUUACUGAACAGCUGAAAGACCCAGUGUUCAUGUAGCUUACUAAACAGCUGAAUGACUUAGUGUUAAUGUAACUUACUAAACAACUAAGAGGCCCAGUGUUCAUGUAGCUUACUGAACAGCUGAAAGACCCAGUGUUCAUGUAGCUUACUGAACAGCUGAAAGACCCAGUGUUCAUGUAGCUUACUGAACAGCUGAAAGACCCAGUGUUCAUGUAGCUUACUGAACAGCUGAAAGACCCAGUGUUCAUGUAGCUUACUGAACAGCUGAAAGACCCAGUGUUCAUGUAGCUUACUGAACAGCUGAAAGACCCAGUGUUCAUGUAGCUUACUGAACAGCUGAAAGACCCAGUGUUCAUGUAGCUUACUGAACAGCUGAAAGACCCAGUGUUCAUGUAGCUUACUGAACAGCUGAAAGACCCAGUGUUCAUGUAGCUUACUGAACAGCUAAUAGCCUUUAGAAAAUAUAGAACAUGAUGGACUUACCAUCACGCUGAAUACCACAUCAUCAUGGUGUCUUAUGUUGGAAAUGUGUUGUUGUACUGUACUAAUUCCUGUAACCCAGUCCUGCUUUUCCACUUCAUUAAGGUCACUUGACUCACAACAGUAAAAGCUGAUAACGCACUAGCCUCCGUUCAGGACUUGAGGUCUGCUCCUAUCUUAUACGGCAGAAGGUUGUUUACUCAGAGCCUUGAAAGACUCUGCGCUGCCUUAUGUCCUUCACCCAAAAUUUUAGCAUUUUAGUUUUUUAUAGAAACAUUUUGUCUUAGCCUCAUCAUUAGUCAUGUUCAAAUGACUACCCAGAAAACCACGCUAACAUGGUUGGGUGAUAUUCUUUUUUAAAUGUUCAUCCUAUGCACUGGGACAUCAUAACGUGAGAAAGAAAAACAAAUGCUUUUGGAUUGUGUUAACACUGAAAGGGUUGAUGUGGCGAUUAGGGGGUUGUGAAUGUACCGGGACACUGGUGUGGCGAUUAGGGGGUUGUGAAUGUACCGGGACACUGAUGUGGCGAUUAGGGGGUUGUGAAUGUACCGGGACACUGAUGUGGCGAUUAGGGGGUUGUGAAUGUACCGGGACACUGAUGUGGCGAUUAGGGGGUUGUGAAUGUACCGGGACACUGAUGUGGCGAUUAGGGGGUUGUGAAUGUACCGGGACCAUGCAUCACAUACUAGGUGACAUGCUACUGUUCUGACCAACACAAUGCACACAUGUAUGUAAUGAUGAUGUGUUGUAUAUACACUCUGAUCUCUACUUUUAUAUUUGAAUCAUUUUGCAGAUGUGCUAAUCCAAUGUGAAUUACAGUUCCUUAAGUAGAGUUGAUUAUAAGAACAGGAAGUCCACUGCGUGCAAAACAGCGAUCAAUGUAACCAGAGAAGCAUUACGUUCACACAGGUUUUUUAACGCCAAAUCUUCAAAAGAUUUUAAAAAAAAUGUUUAAGUACAAAUCUUUCUUACAUUUUUAUUACUUUCAUGGCAAAUGUACAACAUUGUUUCCA
Molecule: messenger RNA, 5321 nt
Organism: Esox lucius (northern pike)
Lineage: Eukaryota; Metazoa; Chordata; Actinopteri; Esociformes; Esocidae
Gene: rhpn1
Product: rhophilin, Rho GTPase binding protein 1
Exons: 15
Coding region: 161-2308 (715 amino acids)
Biological process (GO): negative regulation of stress fiber assembly; signal transduction
Molecular function (GO): protein binding
Source: RefSeq, a predicted model, not a curated record